CGUUUGUAUCAAGUGGAUGAGACAGAUUUCUGUAAAGAUUCCGGAAAUGUCGUUCGCGUUGGUGAGUAACAACUUCUGUAUUGCUUAUCAAUUGUUCUUUUCUUUCAAAUUGUAGUUUCCAACCUACAGUUGCCUGAUAAUUUUGACCAAAUUUAUUGAUUGAUCAUUAAGUCAAGAAGGAAAAGCCCGGCUUCAGUAUAAUUAGGAACCCUUAAAGCCUCGUCUAUAAUUCCUUCCAGCCCUUGCCACCUCCUGCUUUCUGGGAAUACUUUUCCUUAUAGUUUCCCAGCUCGUUCUAAAAGUGAGUUUCAUGCAUGACAUUGUUUAUCGAACGUUUGAUCUUGUUAAGUGUGAGGUAUAACCAAGCCCUAAAGCGAAAUUGGUAUGCUGACUGAAGCAUACCUAUUUCAGUUGGAAAUGUAGAUUGGCCAGCGUAAAGAAUGAAAAAGCUGACGUUUCGAGUGUUAACCCUUCGCAAAAUACUAAAUUAUCUAUUUAACUCUUUCAGUAAUAUAUAGUAUCAUGAUAUUAUCCAACAGGGAUUGUGCCUUCUUUAUGGUUUUCUAGCCAAUCUCCCAACAGCUGUUGGAAUCGAGUGCUACGCAUGCGCAGAUUACCCAAAUUCACCCACCCCAUGUGGUGACGACGCUACCGUGCUGACCUGUCCAUCAUAUUAUGACUCCUGUGCUACAAUGGUGAUGGGCUUUGACUACUCAGGCUUCAACUUCACAACGAUAGCUAAAAACUGUUCCAUGGUUGAUUACGGUGCCUGCAAUGAGAGUUACAUUUGCAGUCUCGUGAACAGUUCAGUGGCCCCUGAUGGAAUCCUGACUGAGUGUUCAGUGAGCUGUUGCCAGGACGAUCUGUGCAAUGGGCCAGGUAUUUACUCAGGGGGAUGGGGACGGGUGGAGGGGGUUUGAGGUGGAGACUCCCACGAUAACAUUAAAGGUGAUUUCAAAGAGCCUUGAAGGAUACCAGGGCCUCGUUUUUAGGGUGAGGUAAAGCGUUUUUACGCUGAAAAAUACCAGUAGUCGAUUCGUAGGACUGACCAUUGGUCUAAUUUCAUACUUUCCCGGUAACACAUAAUUUCUCGUCACAGAAACACUGAACAUGCUGUACAAAGGUUUUUUUUCAGGAUAGGUAACAAAAUGAAUCUUGAUUAUCCAACUGCAAUUCUAUGAUGAUGAUAAGAAAUUUGAACGAUAUCACAUGGAAAAUUGCAAUUGUAUUGAUGCUUCAAAUAAUACUUGAAUCAAAUAAAGGAACCUUUUAAACUGCCGUGAUUGAAUGAGAACUCGAAACAUCGACUGUUUUAAAAAUUUGAUGAAAAAAAAGGCAAAAACUAUUAACUGCCCAGUUUAUGACCUGGAAUAACUUCUUCCACAGCCGGACCAGGACCAGAACCAACAGUUGGGCCAGAGCCUCCCGCUCCUGGACCAGACACUAAGAGGUAUUUUGCUGGGUACCCUGUCUCUAAACAUCUUGGAUCUUCAUAGAGUAGCAAAAAUAUGCUGAGACAGAAGGAUCUGGCUGGAUAAUAACCUUUUCCUUAAACUAACCCUGUUCCUAAGCUAUGCGGCUUUUAUUUGUCUUAUUUUUUAUGGAACUACUUGACUCACAAAAAACAUAUUUUUCUUAGUUUGAGUCGUUGUCUUUGUACUGCUUACAGUAUGAAUAUUUUUAAACAGUUUUCACCUAAUCUGUAGGGUCUCUACAGGCUCUCUUUACUUCUCACAAACCAAAGAUUCCAUUUCUCCAUGCUGUUUUCAAAACAGUGACCACGCUACUCCGCGAAACACCCAUCUAUUUAAAUUAAAUGAAUGAGUAAAGCGGUCAAGAUAAAAUUGAAAAUUCUUGGGCAAGUUAUUUCAAUACAUUUUCAAGUGGCGAACGUAUAGAGAAGUCUAUGGUUAUCAACGUUAUAUUAAACUUGUAAUCGUCGUUUUCAUUUCAGUCGUUUACAGUACUACAUUAAAACCAUACGCGCCAUGCUAGAUCAGGUAUGAAUCAGUCUUGAGGACCUAAAACAACGCCUUCGUAUAUUUCAAUAAGAAAAUUAUGGUGGGGAAGAGUCUUGACAAAAUGCUGGGGAUAGAGGAUGGCUUAAUGCAUUCUAUACCACUUCUUUAAGCAUUUCGACUUCCUUCUUAAAGUUUGGCUAUUUGAGACAAUACAGUUCAGAACAUGAAAUAGAAGCAAAUGAGUUGAUUAUCCCCAAGAGAUACACAUAACAAUUCAUUCUGUUUGUUCGUCUGUUGUUUUAGAUGGAAAGUAUCGUGGAGAACGAAGUCGGAGGCAAUAGGCUAAAAAGGGAAUUCAAAGGUACUAAUUUGAAAUUUAAGGUUUGCAAUAAUCUUAAGUCUCUUGAAAUCCCCUUAGGUAAGAUCCUAUAAUCUAUGCAAUUCUCUAUAUCUCGUUUCAAAAAUCUAUUUAAAAAAUCUUUUCCUUUAUUCCAAAAUGUCUGCCUAAAGAAUAGUUUCGUUAACCUACAGAACGUAUGCGAAGAUCUCUCACAGAUGUGCAACCGGCAUUGGAUAGUGAAGGAGGAAAGCUCGACGCUUUCGUUAAUCAGCUGAAAAACAAUGCUGCAGUGGCCAUGAGAACACUCCAAGCUAAGCAAGGUAUUCAAUCAAUGGCUUUCUAUCUGGUUGUUUUAAAGGGGCCGGGUGAUAAUGAAGGCACUGAAGCCUUUGAAAGUACCGAUAACAACAGGGGUUGCAAUUAUAGUUUUUUCCUCUUAUUCUUCUUGUGGAUCCAGCGCUCAAAAGUCUCACAACACAGCCAGCUACACGUGCUAGGGAAUGUAUACGUCCACUAGUGACGAGUUCCAAGCAUGGGCUCCUCUGUCUCGAAAGAUAUUUCCUAAUUUGAUCCAAGUUUUCAUUCUUUUUUUUUUUCUGGUACGAUAAAAUUAAAUUUCAGAUCGAUUCAAAAGACGUGCUGAGAUGAAACUGCCGCAACAGAAACGAAAAGCCAAAAGAAACCAAUUUCUGAAUGAAGCCAUGAAAACUAUCCAAGAAACAUUUUCAAGGUUGUCUGCGAAAAAUCGCUAAAUGG
Messenger RNA from Pocillopora meandrina, 3057 nucleotides. NCBI's taxonomy places the organism in Eukaryota, Metazoa, Cnidaria, Anthozoa, Scleractinia, Pocilloporidae. The record is from the annotation of a GenBank genome assembly.